GGAGGCACAACUUCCGGAGAGAGGCGGAAGAGCCUGGAGGCUCUAUGCUGGGGAGUCCCGGGACGCCUGAGGGGCCACCCGGGGUAUAGGAAGGGGCUGCUCGGGGCUGCCUGGCUGCACCCAGUGUGUCUGGACUGCGAGUCUGAGGGAUGAGGAGGGGCCAUGGCCAGCGACGGCGCCAGGAAGCAGUUCUGGAAGCGCAGCAACAGCAAGGUCCCAGGCAGCAUCCAGCAUGUGUAUGGAGCCCAGCACCCACCCUUUGACCCACUGUUACAUGGCACCUUGCUCAAGGCCACACCCAGGAUGCCAACCACGCCGGUGAGGGCCAAGAAGGUCAGCACCUUCCAGGAGUUUGAGAGCAAUACCAGCGACGCCUGGGAUGCUGGGGAAGAUGACGACGAGCUCCUGGCCAUGGCGGCAGAGAGCCUUAACACCGAGGUGGUCAUGGAGACAGCCCAUCGUGUGCUGCGCAACCACAGUCAGCGGCAGGGCCAGCCUGCUGGGCAGGAGGCCCCACGGCCGGAGCUGAGGCUGCAGCCCGAGGCAGAGCUGCCUGCAGCCCCAGGAGACCUGCGGCUGGUGAAGUCCGUCAGUGAGAGCCACACAUCCUGCCCUGCAGAAGGUGCCAGUGAUGCUGUCCCUCUGCAGAGGUCCCAGUCUCUGCCUCACUCGGCCACUGUCGCGCUGGGCGGGACGUCCGACCCCAGCACCCUCAGCAGCUCAGCACUGAGUAAAAGAGAAGCCUCCCGGCUCGACAAGUUCCAGCAGCUGCUUGCCGGCCCCAACACAGACCUCGAGGAGUUGCGGAAGCUGAGCUGGUCUGGGAUCCCGAAGCCAGUGCGUCCUAUCACAUGGAAGCUCCUCUCGGGUUACCUUCCUGCCAAUGUAGACCGAAGACCAGCCACUCUUCAGAGAAAACAGAAAGAAUAUUUUGCUUUUAUUGAGCACUAUUAUGAUUCUAGGAAUGAUGAAGUUCACCAAGACACAUACAGACAGAUCCACAUAGACAUCCCUCGGAUGAGCCCUGAAGCAUUAAUACUUCAACCCAAGGUGACAGAGAUUUUCGAAAGGAUCUUGUUUAUAUGGGCGAUCCGUCACCCUGCCAGCGGAUAUGUUCAGGGGAUAAAUGACCUUGUCACCCCUUUCUUUGUGGUCUUCAUUUGCGAACACAUAGAAGCAGAGGACGUGGACACCGUGGACGUGGCCAGCGUGCCCGCCGAUGUGCUGCGCAACAUUGAGGCCGACACCUACUGGUGCAUGAGCAGGCUGCUGGAUGGCAUUCAGGACAACUACACCUUUGCCCAACCUGGGAUUCAAAUGAAAGUGAAAAUGUUGGAAGAGCUUGUGAGCCGGAUUGAUGAGCAAGUCCACCGGCAUCUGGACCAGCACGAGGUGCGGUACCUGCAGUUCGCCUUCCGCUGGAUGAACAACCUGCUGAUGCGGGAGGUGCCCCUGCGCUGCACGGUCCGCUUGUGGGACACCUACCAGUCUGAACCUGAGGGCUUUUCUCACUUCCACUUGUACGUUUGUGCUGCUUUUCUCAUGAGAUGGAGGAAAGAAAUACUAGAAGAAAGAGAUUUUCAAGAGCUGCUGCUCUUCCUCCAGAACUUGCCCACAGCCCACUGGGACGACGAGGACAUCAGCCUGCUGCUGGCUGAGGCAUACCGCCUCAAGUUUGCCUUUGCGGACGCUCCCAAUCACUACAAGAAAUGAGCCUGGGCCCUUCUGCAGUGGGCGGUGUCGUCCUGUCCCUUGCCUGGCUGGUGGCCCUUCAUGUGGUCCUGGGAUGAGGAAGAGCCUGAUUGGGGCAGCCCUACCCUUUUGGGCCUCACUGGGACCCAUCCCCAGACUUGGCCUGGGGCUGGUGUGGACAGGGGUGGCCUCUAUUUCCUGAGAUACCAAAGAGAGGAGGGGACGGUCCUGGCUUCCAGGGCCAGAGGGGGGUCGGGAUGCUCCACGCGCUCCCCAGGAGGAUCUUUGCCAAAUGACCGCCUUCCGGAACCUCCAGCUGAGGUAGCCGGAGAGGCAGAGGCCUAUGCUUGGGGCCUAGGCCAGAGCCAGGUGUAGCCACCUCAUGCUUACUUUCAAAUGCGAAAUUUCAAUUCUGUUGAGUGAAAGAGAAUAAAGUACACAAACAUG
Molecule: messenger RNA, 2139 nt
Organism: Nycticebus coucang (slow loris)
Lineage: Eukaryota; Metazoa; Chordata; Mammalia; Primates; Lorisidae
Gene: TBC1D22A
Product: TBC1 domain family member 22A
Exons: 13
Coding region: 163-1713 (516 amino acids)
Biological process (GO): activation of GTPase activity
Molecular function (GO): GTPase activator activity
Source: RefSeq, a predicted model, not a curated record